CCUCGCACUCCAGCGUCAAGUCAGUGUUAGAACCCCCCCAAAAAUCCCCAAAUUAUCACAAUUCCUAGCUUUGCUUCUCUCAAAUAGGGUUUCUGUAAAGAAUGCCGCAAAGACACUCAAAAAACAACAACGAUUUAGCUUUUUUCACGUACGAUGAGAAGAGAAAGUUAGGGUAUGGGACACAAAAGGAGAGGCUUGGAAAGGAUUCGAUCAAGCCAUUUGAUGCUUGCUGUCUCUGCUUGAAACCAUUUAUAGAUCCAAUGUCUUGUCAAAAAGGUCAUGUCUUUUGUAAAGAGUGCAUCUUAGAAUGCCUCUUAGCCCAAAAGAAAGACAUUCAAAGGAAGCUAGCUUCCCAUGAAUUGCAGAAGAAACAGGAAAAGGAGGAGGAAGCAGAGAAAUUCAUGUCGCAGAAGGCCAGAGAGCUUGAUGCAUUUGAUCAGCAAAAUCAUGGUGCAGUUCCACAGUACAGCGAUAGAAACCACAGCCAAGACAAGAACGGUUUCCAUGGGGCAAACAGUGUGAAGGUCACUUCGUAUGAAGAGGAAGCUCUCCGGACAAUGAAAGCAUUUUGGCUGCCCUCAGCCACGCCAGUCGCGCCGGUUAAAGUGGAUGCCCCUUCCACAAGCACUGUCUGCCCAGAAGGCAAGGAAAAGCUCAAGCUGAAGAGCCUGUUCCCAGUCUACUUCACAGAAGACACCAGUGAAAAGAAAUCAUCCAGUUCUCUUGAUAAGACCUUCAUUUGUCCUAGCUGCAAGGUUACUCUCACCAAUACACUCUCACUGGUGGCAUUAAGUUCUUGUGGUCAUGUCUUCUGCAAGAAGUGCGCUGACAAAUUUAUGGCUGUUGAUAAGGUUUGUCUGGCUUGCGGUAAGGGUUGUAAAGAGCGCAAUUUGGUGAACUUGGAAAAAGGUGGAACAGGGUUUGCUGGCCACGAUGAUCACCUUGUGGCAACAGACUUCAAGCAUUUGGGUAGUGGUUCAGGAUUGGGACUUGUGAGACCAGCCACGAAAACUUAAACUCCAAGCACUUGUAGAAUAUGGUAAUCUUGUUAUAGUUUCUUUUGCAUCAUCAUAAACGGCAAACCGAGGUCCUUUUGCUUUAGAUGGUCAUCCACUCGGUUUGCAGUGUGAUGUGUUGUCAUGAGUUUGUUUACAAUACGAUAACCACUGGUGAUACAAUUUAUUUUUUGGUGAAUGCCAUAAACCAAUAACUAGACUGAAAA
This is a messenger RNA of Populus nigra (black poplar), 1222 nucleotides long. Its product is annotated as E3 ubiquitin-protein ligase CSU1-like. Bases 102 to 1016 code for a protein of 304 amino acids. NCBI's taxonomy places the organism in Eukaryota, Viridiplantae, Streptophyta, Magnoliopsida, Malpighiales, Salicaceae. The record is from RefSeq and is a predicted model, not a curated record. Gene Ontology annotation, cellular component: nucleus. Gene Ontology annotation, molecular function: ubiquitin protein ligase activity. The transcript is spliced from 2 exons.